This is a messenger RNA of Mucor mucedo, 1563 nucleotides long. RefSeq lists its product as uncharacterized. Gene Ontology annotation, biological process: positive regulation of transcription by RNA polymerase II; negative regulation of transcription by RNA polymerase II. Gene Ontology annotation, molecular function: DNA-binding transcription factor activity, RNA polymerase II-specific; zinc ion binding; RNA polymerase II cis-regulatory region sequence-specific DNA binding. Bases 378 to 1517 code for a protein of 379 amino acids. Lineage: Eukaryota; Fungi; Mucoromycota; Mucoromycetes; Mucorales; Mucoraceae. The record is from RefSeq and is a predicted model, not a curated record. The transcript has a single exon.
UUUUUUUUUUUAAAAAAAACUCCCUAUUCACCUACCUUUACAGAAAAAAAACUCUCUUUUUUUUCUGUUACUCUUUGCAACUUUUUACUCUUUCCCUUAAACUCCUGAAACCCUUUUAAAAAAACCCUUUUUUUUAUCUCCCAAUUAGUGUACAUUUAUCAGAAAUCGAAAUGUACGCUACUACCUUUUAAAUCUCCCACUUCUCGACCCUUUGAAUAGAAAUUAAAAAAAAAAAAAAAAAAAGUUAAAAUGGCCUAUUAUUACAUGUUAAACGGAAAGCACGUAGGAAACGACGUAGAUUGAACCCUCAUUACAAAAUUAGCCCAAUUACACACUAUAUAGAAAAUAUCAUCAACCCAGUACAAAACUCAACUAUCAUGUCUUAUCCCAUGGACCAACAAUUAUUUUUCCCUACACAACAAGACCCAUUGUUGUUUCAACAACAACAACAAGAAGAAGCAGCUCUCUUUAGUGAUCUCUUUAAGGACCCUUCUUUAGACCAAUUGCUCUCUUAUUCGCCAAUCUCCUCUCCCGGAUCCUCCUCUUCUGAAACUAUUGACAGUCCCACUGCUGUUCUCAAUGAUGGAUUCUUGGAUGACUUACUUACUUCUCCCUCUACUUUACCUGCCAUGGAUAUGAUGUAUCAUCAUUUUGAACCUUUGGAACAAUUACAACCCAUCCAUGAAAAAGAAGAAGAAACUCUCAAGCCUCGUCCAUCCAAGAAGAAUCAUCUUCAAGGCCAAUCUACCAUGUCAAUCAAGAUUACAACCCACAAGUCAGCAAGACCUGCACGCAAAUUAGAAUGUUUUAAUUGUAAGGUAACCAAGACUCCUCUUUGGCGUCGUACCCCUGAUAGACAACAUUCACUUUGUAAUGCAUGUGGACUCUAUUACAAGCAAUAUAACUGUCAUCGUCCACUCCAUGUUCGUAACAAGACCCAUACUAUCCGAGCUCAUCCUUAUGCAUGUGAACGUGUAUUGCCAAUGACAAUUCACACCAAUAAUAGUCCUCCUUCUCCUCCUUCUCCUUCUCCUGUGGUCCCUCUCGCUUCUCUUUCCCCUACUACUACUCCAUCUGUGGAACCCAAGGUGAUACAAGACGAGGUCAACAUGAUGGGUCAAGAGUGUGCCAACUGUCAUCAAACACAAACUCCACUUUGGCGCAAGAAUGAACGUGGUGAACCUGUGUGUAAUGCGUGUGGAUUGUAUGCCAAACUUCAUCAUCGUGAUCGACCUGCUGAAAUGAGAAAGACGACUAUCCAAAGACGCCGUCGUGAUUGGAAUUCCGAUGAAGAUGAAGAAGAACCCGAUGUUGUCAUGUCACCUCCUACCAGUCCUGUUACUACGACAACCCCUCCUCAGCAACAGAGUACCUUGUCACCCAUGGCUGGACUUGAAACCGAAGAUACCCGAUUUGUGUCGCUUUUAUUGCAAAUGGACAGAGAUCAAAUGCAUGGCUUUUUAAACACGUUGGAACGCCGUUGUGGUUUCCUUAAGACUAUUUUAUCCACAGAUUAAAACUUAUACUAUAAAAUAAAAUAAAGAGACUUUUUCCUUUUAAAAU